Molecule: messenger RNA, 1111 nt
Organism: Cebus imitator (Panamanian white-faced capuchin)
Lineage: Eukaryota; Metazoa; Chordata; Mammalia; Primates; Cebidae
Gene: TMEM205
Product: transmembrane protein 205
Exons: 4
Coding region: 503-1072 (189 amino acids)
Source: RefSeq, a predicted model, not a curated record
GAGAGGGGUGUGGCCGGCAUUUUAGUUCCGCCCCUGCCGGAGUAGCCAAAGGCCUCAUUGGCGCCUUCACGCUUAGUAGCCGUGGUGUAAUUGGAUAAAAGCCCGUGGAGGGGGCGGGAUCCCAGGUGAGUUUCUACCAAUCGAUUAGUUAGUCCCCAAGAGGGCGGGACAGGAAGCUGCAGAUUUACGAUCCGAUUGGUUUCGGGCUCAGCUGGGAGGCGGGACGAAUUCUUGGUUGGGGGAAACCCACCAGGGGACACGGUGGAGGAGGGGUCACUGCCCAACCGGGGGCGGUGGAGUGAGGUAGCGAAUUCAGCCCGUUUAGCCCCGGCGCCUCUGUUCUCGGAAUCCGGGCCCUGUGGUUUGAGGUCCUGGUUCCUAACGAAUCUCUGAUGGAUUGGCCUUUACCCUGUCCCCAAGCGGGCUCACAGGGUCUGAAGGCCACGCACGAGGCAAAGGUAAAGUUCUGAGCCACCCGGUGCCUCCUUCCCAGGGCUGCAAGAUGGAGGAAGGCGGGAACCUGGGAGGCCUGAUUAAGAUGGUCCAUCUACUGGUCUUGUCAGGUGCCUGGGGCAUGCAAAUGUGGGUGACCUUCGUCUCAGGCUUCCUGCUUUUCCGAGGCCUUCCCCGACAUACCUUCGGCCUAGUGCAGAGCAAACUCUUCCCUUUCUACUUCCACAUCUCCAUGGGCUGUGCCUUCAUCAAUCUCUGCAUCUUGGCUCCACAGCACGCCUGGGCUCAGCUCACAUUCUGGGAGGCCAGCCAGCUUUACCUGCUGUUCCUGAGCCUUACACUGGCCACUGUCAACGCCCGCUGGCUGGAGCCCCGCACCACAGCUGCCAUGUGGGCCCUGCAAACUGUGGAGAAGGAGCGGGGCCUGGGUGGGGAGGUACCAGGCAGCCACCAGGGCCCUGAUCCCUACCGCCAGCUGCGAGAGAAGGACCCCAAGUACAGUGCUCUCCGCCAGAAUUUCUUCCGCUACCAUGGCCUGUCCUCUCUUUGCAAUCUGGGCUGUGUCCUAAGCAAUGGGCUCUGUCUUGCCGGCCUGGCCCUGGAAAUAAGGAGCCUCUAGCAUGGACCCUGCAUGCCAAUAAAUGCUUCUUUGGAAAUG